This is a messenger RNA of Pyricularia grisea, 588 nucleotides long. RefSeq lists its product as uncharacterized. Bases 1 to 588 code for a protein of 195 amino acids. The transcript has a single exon. The record is from RefSeq and is a predicted model, not a curated record. Lineage: Eukaryota; Fungi; Ascomycota; Sordariomycetes; Magnaporthales; Pyriculariaceae.
AUGGAUAAUCCCAACGACCACUCGAUCCAAGCCACAAUUGUUGAGAAGCCUGGGCUUGAGUUUCAACCUGUGGAAAGUGCAACUGCGGAACCCGGAGCCCCUUCAGAGUUAAUUUGGGGACAUGCGCCAGAAAAGAAGGCUAAGAGAAAAAGGAUACCGAAGCGGGACAUGCUAUGGAACGACUUUCAAAAUUCCUGGCGUAUCGACAUGUCCAAAUACGUUGAAGAUAGGACGCGCAGCAUUGGGAAUGGGCUAAUAGAUUAUGCAAACAUAUUUAUCCAUUAUUGCCGGGUUUACGUUCUGGCAGACCGCUACGCCGUCACGCGAUUGAUGGAUCUUUCUUUCAACAAACUUCACCACGCUCUCGUAGGGUACGAUUUAUCCGAACCAAAGCUAAACGGUAUCGUGGAACUGUUGCGAUGGUGCUAUGCAGACGCGGUGCCGGAAAAGCUUAGGCAGCUGGUGGCGCACUAUGCUUCCUGCAAUGCUGAGAUGCUGUGGGAGAGUGAAGAGUUUCAGGAGCUUUUUGAGGAUUACGGUAAUCUGGGGAGGGCUGUUAUAGGAUCUCUGUUGCUAAAACUGGAUUGA